Striga asiatica is the source of this 435-nucleotide messenger RNA. NCBI's taxonomy places the organism in Eukaryota, Viridiplantae, Streptophyta, Magnoliopsida, Lamiales, Orobanchaceae. The record is from the annotation of a GenBank genome assembly.
AUGUCAAAAUUAGGGCUUUACCGGCAGCGCGGUGGAGGCUUCGGAAGAGCAACUGGCUGGAGAAAGGGAAGAGGUUUCCUUACAGGAAGAAACGCGGCGGAGAUGCGGCGGCUGGAGAAGAGUCCUGGCGUAGAGAGUGGUGAAGAGGAGAUGCCAUGGUUGGUAUGCAGUUUCUCGAUGAAAGUUUAUGAAUUAAAUGCGCGUAUGCCGUUUUUCCUAAAAAGUUCGAGUAAGGAUGAUGAUGGAAUUCUAAGAUAUGUCACGUUCACGUGUAGUCGCGAGCUGGAGCACAAUCAAAAGACUAGUUCCACUAAGUCGAGGUUAUAUCGAUGUCAUCGCAAGUUGAGCUCAUACCGGGGAAUAUUAUGCGGACAUGUGAUCACAGUUAUGAUACGUAAUAUUGUUGUUGUGGCGCCUGAUCGCUAUAUACUUUGA